Messenger RNA from Rasamsonia emersonii CBS 393.64, 1782 nucleotides. RefSeq names its product Capsule-associated protein CAP1. The transcript is spliced from 2 exons. Bases 1 to 1782 code for a protein of 593 amino acids. Lineage: Eukaryota; Fungi; Ascomycota; Eurotiomycetes; Eurotiales; Trichocomaceae. The record is from RefSeq and is a predicted model, not a curated record.
AUGCGGCUUACGCGGCUCGUCAUCCUGCUGGCAAUUGCCCUUCUAGCUGUUCUCACCAUCCUGCUUCUCAAGGAAAAUUCCAGCGCUCCGUUAAUUGACAUCGCCACCAACCCAUUCGAGCACAGUCUUCCAGCAGACUUCAAGAGCUUGUUAAGUCCGACGAGUGAACAGUCCCAUCCGAUCGCGAAACUCAUCAACGAUGCGAACGACCAGUUCGAAAAGUUACGGGCCCGACAGUCGACGACCCUGGCCGAGGCCGUGAAGGAGUAUCGCCGCCGCUAUGGGAUGCCACCGCCGCCAAACUUUGACAAAUGGUUUGAGUUCGCGCAGUCGAGAGGUGUUCAGCUCAUCGACGAAUACGACACGAUUUAUGAUUCCCUGUUGCCUUUCUGGGCCCUGCCCCCCAAGGUUAUCCGUGAACGCGCUCGAGAGACGCUGGGAUUCGACAAUGCUGUGAUUGGGCUUUUGAUCAGGGACGGCAAGGUCACCAAGGUGGAAGGCGGGGGAGAUGGGUAUAAAUGGCAGCGAGAAGCAACUGUCGGCAUGAUGAAGGAUUUCGUCCAAUACUUGCCCGACAUGGACCUUGUCUUCAACACCCAUGACGAACCUCGCGUGAUAGUUCCCCAUGAAGAUCUACAGCGAAUGGUGUCUUAUGCAAAGGAGGUUGCGAUUCCGGCCGCCUCAAGCAAUCCAUCGCCGCGCAAUGCGUGGUCGCCGAGACCAUCGGAUGUGAACAAAGGCGAUCGGAUUGAGGAGGUACGCACUACUCGCUUCAACAGAUUUGCCCAUCAGCCUACUUGGACGCACUCCCGUAUCUCCUGCCCCGUGGAUAGCCCUGCCCGAUCUCUCGAUGAGGACCCCGCAGACAAUACCACUGCGUACUCAUAUGGUGAACUUGGCUUCAUAUACAACACCACGGCCUUUUCUGACAUUUGCUUGACACCUUCUCUGAGGAACACCUUUGGAUUCUUUGACCGACCGAAUGCAUUCGAUAUCGUUCAUGAUCUGUUCCCUGUAUUCUCACAGAGCAAGAUAUCCAGUUUCCAGGACAUUCUAUAUCCAAGCCCGUGGUACUGGAUUGGGAAAGUUCCGUAUGACGCGAGAAAAGACUAUAGCUGGGAUCAGAAAGCGGAUAAGAUGUACUGGAGAGGGUCGACAACUGGAGGCUUUUCGCGCGCGGGCGGUUGGCGCCGGCAGCAUCGACAGCUAUUAGUGAAGAAAAUCAACGCUCCAGACGAGGCAAAGAUUCUCACCAAAGAUGAGAAAGGGAAAUGGAUCACCAAGGGAGUUCCCCGCAAAGACUUCACUAAUUUAUUCGAUGUCAAGUUUACGUUUAUUGGCCAGUGUGACCCGGACGACUGCGAGGCACAGAAGCAAUUCUUCCAGGUUGUUAAACCAGCGGGCCAGCAGGAUGCUUGGGCUUAUAAGUAUCUCCUCGACAUCGAUGGGAACGCCUUCAGUGGUCGCUACUAUGCCUUCCUACUUAGCAAUAGCUUGGUCUACAAGAUCGCUAUUUUCCGUGAAUGGCACGAUGAGUGGCUCCGGCCAUGGGUCCACUACGUCCCCUUGAGCUUGAAGGGUGACGACUAUGUGGAAAGUGUACGCUACUUUAUUUCCGAAGACGAAGGGAAGAUCCAGGGUCCGCGUUUGGCCAAACAAGGCAAGGAAUGGGCACAGAAAGUGCUUCGUAAUGAGGAUCUGGAGGCAUGGUUUUUUAGACUGCUGUUAGAAUAUGGGCGGUUGAUUGAUGAUAAUCGAGAGAAGUUGGGCUUUUCUCUAUGA